AUGGGAGACCGGAGACAGAGAUGUUCCUUGCAGCCAUGGGUACUGAGGGCAACGCCGGCACAAGUGCCGUGCAAGCCCUGGUGCAACGACAAUAAGCCUGCUAAGUGUAUGAUCACACCCGACAAGGAGACUUUCAAGAUCCCCACUUCGCUAGAUGGCCGAAAAUGGGUAUUUGUGAAGGAAGGACUGGAACACUUUCAGAAAACCCCACCACCUUCUGAAAAUUUGACCACUGAAGGAUCCAAGGGGCCCUUUCUGCCGACGAUUUCUCACAAAUCUUCCCCCACGAGUCCCACAAAGAUGCCCAACAAUGCAAAUGUGUAUUCUUCACUUUCGCAAUCCCAGCAAGCACGCAGGGCAUUUGUGGAAAACCUCGAAGCCAAAAUGACACGGAAACAUCCGUUGGCUCUCUACCCGAAUCUGGAAGACGGUAUAUCCAAAGAGCUCUUACUGGAGGUGCUGGAAUUGCUAGACCCUGAAAGGAAGCUGGAGAGUACCUGGAAUUAUUGUGAGCAUAGCAAGAAAGUAAAAAAGUCCAAGAAACCCAUCAAGACAUCUAAACAGUCGAAAGCCAUGAAAAUGUGCCUGAAUCCUCCCCCAAUUCCUGGCACCCGUGUAGAUCUUGUGCCUCUGAAAAAAACCAAGGUCCCAAAGGCAUUAUUUGAGGCGGUCAUGCGGAGAUACAUACCCAAAACAGUCUAUAAGUUCUGCGACUGGGUUCAGACACUUGGAGACGUGGACAUUGAUGAAGACUUAGUGGCGGAUCACUUUGACCUUGGAUAUGAGUGCAAACCAAUCUAUACAGAUUGUCACAUCAAGAAAAUAAAUAGAAUGCCUUUAGAGGCCAGGCAGUGUAGGAAAUUAAGCAGAGUGAAACAGAUAAGAUUUUCCAUCCAGGAAAGCAAUUUUGAGAAGAAAUUCCGGAAGCCACCUGAUCCGUAUAAAAUCCACUGGGAGAAGAUAAGGUAUGGAGCUUGGUACCUGAAACCUUGUUUGUGGAAAAAGCUAGUCAAUGAUGAGCCUCUGAUUGACCCCAAGGUCUUCAUUGAGAAACCUUAUCCCCCAGAUAUCAUUGAUGAACUUUAUGGAACAAUUGCAUUUAAGGAUUACAUCAUGAGCAAAGGCUACAAUAUGCCAGCUAUCCUUGAGAAGUUUUUCUUCAGGAAGGGAUGGGAUUACCAUGAUGUUAAUACUCCUAUCCCGAGAGUAGUAAGAGCUCAUGAACUGAAAUAUGCGGAGGCAGAUGAGGACGAUGAUGAAGACUUCGAUGAUUUUGAUGACUACGGCUAUUAUAAUUUAUAA
Messenger RNA from Dipodomys ordii (Ord's kangaroo rat), 1302 nucleotides. Its product is annotated as protein FAM47A-like. NCBI's taxonomy places the organism in Eukaryota, Metazoa, Chordata, Mammalia, Rodentia, Heteromyidae. The record is from RefSeq and is a predicted model, not a curated record. Bases 1 to 1302 code for a protein of 433 amino acids. The transcript has a single exon.